CGAAGUGCAGCGGGAGGGGAAAAUCAGACCCUUUCUACCCUUUCUCUCAGCACCAAUGGCACGGUAUCUUCUCCCUUCCACCACCACCGCCGUCUCUUCGCUCCCCAGGGAUGCCAGGACCUCGCCGGCGCCCUUCCUCGCCCUGCGCGGGCUCGCCUCCAGGUCCAAGCAGGCGCGCCCUAUCAUGGCGGUGGUGUCGGAGCAGCCCACCGCGCCCAGCAAGUUCCCCAAGGUGGCCGCCCCCACGACCGGCCCGAUUCCCGCCGACGAGCUGCUCGGAGUCAUCCAGGCCGCCGCCAAGGCCGGCGCAGAGGUUGUAAUGGAAGCUGUUAAUAAGCCGCGCAAUAUCCAAUACAAGGGGACUGCAGACUUGGUGACAGACACAGACAAACUGAGCGAGUCUGUCAUUCUUGAAGUUGUGACCAAGAACUUUAAAGACCAUCUCAUACUUGGGGAGGAAGGGGGCAUUAUUGGAGAUUCCCUGUCAGAGUAUCUCUGGUGCAUUGAUCCUUUAGAUGGAACAACAAACUUUGCACAUGGUUACCCCAGCUUUUCUGUAUCCAUUGGUGUUCUAUUCCGAGGAAAGCCUGCUGCUGCCACUGUGGUGGAGUUUUGUGGUGGGCCUAUGUGCUGGAGCACUCGUACAAUAUCUGCAUCUUCUGGCAAUGGUGCUUAUUGUAAUGGGCAAAAGAUUCAUGUCAGUCCAACGGAUAAGGUGGAACAAUCUCUUCUGGUUACUGGGUUUGGAUAUGAACAUGAUGACCCAUGGCUGACCAAUAUAAAUUUGUUCAAGGAAUUUACUGAUAUUAGUAGGGGGGUACGAAGGCUAGGCUCUGCUGCUGCUGACAUGUCCCAUGUUGGUCUUGGCAUUACAGAAGCCUACUGGGAAUAUCGGCUUAAGCCAUGGGACAUGGCUGCUGGCGUUCUGAUAGUUGAAGAAGCUGGUGGGGUAGUGUCACGCAUGGAUGGUGGAGAGUAUACCGUCUUUGAUCGUUCUGUUCUUGUUUCCAAUGGUGCUGUUCACGAACAGCUUUUGGAUCGGAUCCGGCCUGCUACUGAAGAUCUUAAGAAGAAAGGAAUUGAUUUCUCCUUGUGGUUUAAGCCUGACAAGUACCCUACAGACUUCUGAGUUACGCAGCCCUUCAGCUACUUGUUCUCUUUGAAGCAAAAACAAGGAUACUUUUGCUCAACAACCAUGUACUUAGACUGACAAUACAUUUCAAAGUCAUUUGAGUUUUUAAAACUUAAAAGCCAUUUGACUUAAGCGGCUGGGUUAUUAUAGCCAAACUGUACAGGAAAAAAGAGUAGAGCUGCAACGAGCUUCAAUCAAUUUCGUUUUUCUCAAUAAUCAGAUGUAUCAGAAAUUAAUGUCUGCAAAAGAGUUAUGUAUGCAUAGUUGUGCCUGUUGUAUUUGGGAAAAUAUCAGCAAGUUUUGCCAAUCA
Molecule: messenger RNA, 1442 nt
Organism: Lolium rigidum
Lineage: Eukaryota; Viridiplantae; Streptophyta; Magnoliopsida; Poales; Poaceae
Product: phosphatase IMPL1, chloroplastic
Exons: 10
Coding region: 56-1129 (357 amino acids)
Biological process (GO): inositol metabolic process; signal transduction; phosphatidylinositol phosphate biosynthetic process
Molecular function (GO): inositol monophosphate 1-phosphatase activity
Source: RefSeq, a predicted model, not a curated record